AUGCGCAAUCUGCGUUGUCAUGCAGGACACGCGUCGGCACUGGAAUUGGCUUUAAGUGCACUUUGCCCCAAAUCCCGCUACAGUGUGUGGUUGAGACCAUCAUCACUGCGCAAAUCAUCCUCCGCCAGCAGCAGCAGCAUCAACAACGCCUGUCCCCCGCCGCCGCCCACGCCGCACCAAGUCAAUCCCGCCAGCAGCAGCAGCACUCCGCCUCAUUCCAAUUCCCAGCAUCCGAAUCCGCAUCCGCACCACCACCCACUGCCGCACCACCCACAGUACCAGAACCACCAGCACAGGCGCGGCAGCAGCUCCAGUCACACCAGCCACGCGGAAAACUCAAGCGGCUUGGCCACGAAACCGGCCAUCAAUUUGCUGGCCAAUCAUCUGCAGGCCAACUACUUUGAGUUCCCGCCCACCGCUCCUGCCCAGGCGUCGUUGCACCACAGCGGGCGCACCGCAGUCUCCACGCCGUCCCUGAACUUGCAGCACCACCACCACCAGCAGCAGCAGCAGCACCCCUGCACCACAGCCGGUGGUCAGUACAGCUCGGCAGUUGCCAGAGCGGCUGCCUCCACGGCCUGCGCGCUCCUUGCCACGUGCCACGUGUCCAGGGAUCCCGAUCAGGACUGCGCCCGACAUCUGCAAUCCCCCCUCACUCACCAGAUACACCAGCCUCAGAAGCCGGAGUACCUGCAGCCGACCGCAAGCAAAAUGGGGCGACGCGAGAUAAAGCGCUCUAAUACCAGUGGCUCCACCACCAGAUCCUACGACAGCGGAAGCGCAACCACAAACUUCGUGGGCAAAUUCACGCAGAGUGUGCGCCGAAUCGUGCAGGAUGUGAAGGACGAGGGGGCGCCCAGUGGAAUGACGCGGGACGAGGUGAUCGAGACGAACGAGCGCCUGCGAUCCUUGCGCCUUCGCCUGGAGGAGUCCUACGAGACCGCCAAGAAAGCCCUGAUCAACCUCAUGAACAAGUACGGCGACUCGAAGAGCCAACGCAACAUAUUCCAACGCUAUCCCAUGCUCAAGCUGAUGAUUAAGGAAGUUAUCCGCCUGGAGACCCAGUACUGGACUCUGGUGGACAUCCCGCGGCAGGAGAAGCAGGAGACAGUGCCCUCCUACGUGAUGCGGGCCUGCUCGAUCAUGGAGAAGACCCAGAAGUCCGGCGAGGGAGUAAAGACCUCCGCCCGCCUGGCAGAGGAGGCGGCUGAGCGGCGGGAGCGGAUGGAGCGAUUGGAACAUAUGACAACGGCCCAAAUCGAACACGAGAAUACGCAGCUAAUAAACGACUUGUACCGCUUGCUGAAAAAGUACUUGGGACUGCGACACCUCAUACGUGUGUUGAAGGAAGAGUACGGCAGCUCAAAGAUGUAUCCGAUAUUUCCACGCUACACAAUGCUGAAGGACAUGAUAAAGGGCAUCAUGCACGAUCCGGACUACAUGGAGGUGUGCCACGAGACACUGGCCAACGCCAACUGAGCCGAGGGCACCGGAAAUGGCAGGCGUCGCAUGAGUGUCAUUUGAGAGGGCCCAAAAACUAAUAGCAAUACCAAUACAAGCAGCAGCAU
Molecule: messenger RNA, 1568 nt
Organism: Drosophila teissieri
Lineage: Eukaryota; Metazoa; Arthropoda; Insecta; Diptera; Drosophilidae
Exons: 6
Coding region: 1-1479 (492 amino acids)
Source: RefSeq, a predicted model, not a curated record